AUGGAACUUUUGUGGGAUGGCCAUGGCUUCUGCGAUCAUGGGGUUCCAUCAGAUGAUAUUCGCAAAACAGAGGAGGUUGUUCUGAUCGCUAGAAACUACGAAGAAUUUAAAGGUGAAUCAAUUGUCGGCAAGCUGUUGGAGGCGAAUUGCGGAUCCCCCAAAAUACAUGAUGCCAAGAAGAUUGAUGAGAACGGAGUUUUCAGUGGAAUUGAAGCUGUGGAAUCAACAGAGAAUCAUGUUGAUGAAAGCAGCCAGAGGAGUCAGGCAAGCGAAGUGGAUGAAGAGAUUGAGAUCUCGAACCCGGAUUACGAUGGGAAUUGCAAUGAGAUUGAUGAGUCUAGUAAGAAGGGAACGGAUGACGAAGAAAGGGAAGAAUGGUUGGAAGAGGAUGAUUGGGAGGGAAUAGAGAGUACUGAAUUGGAGAGGCUUUUUGGUGCUGCAGUUUCGUUUGUUGAAUCCAAGAGCAAUGCUAACCGAAUAGCGAAUCUUGGCAACGAUGUAAAGAUGCAGCUAUAUGGAUUUCACAAGAUCGCCACUCACGGGCCUUGCCAGAAACCUCAGCCAAUGGCACUGAAUUUUUCCGCCCGAGCUAAAUGGAAUGCUUGGCAGCAACUUGGGGUUAUGAGUCAAGAGCAAGCAAUGGAGCAAUAUGUCACUGUUCUUUCAAAUAAGAUUCCUGAUUGGAUGCCAGAAAAUUCCAUUGCAAAAGAUAAAUCGACUGAUGCAGAGAUCCAAGCAUUUGAAUAGCCAUAUUUUAAAGACAGAAGCUGCCAAACUAGACAAAAAUGUGUAACAAGAACAGCAUAUCAUGGCAAUGGAAUCACGUUUUCCGUUAUCUCCUGCCUGCUUUUCAGUGUCACCUUCAACGUAGUAUUUCUGAGAUUGCUACAGAUAUGGCCAACGACUCUAUGAGGAAGGAUGUAGAUUUCAGUUGUAGUUGUAGGGUUGUGACCUGUGGAUAAUGCAUUGUAUUAUUGGAUCAUUUUUCUUUCCCACGCCCUUGUCUAGUGCCAAUCAGGCCAUGUGCACGCCCUUUAUUCAGUUUGGGAAUGAUUUAAUAAAAUGAUGAUAUUCUUUUCGUAACCA
This is a messenger RNA of Neltuma alba, 1086 nucleotides long. Its product is annotated as acyl-CoA-binding domain-containing protein 3. Lineage: Eukaryota; Viridiplantae; Streptophyta; Magnoliopsida; Fabales; Fabaceae. The coding region runs from base 1 to 747 and encodes 248 amino acids. Gene Ontology annotation, molecular function: fatty-acyl-CoA binding. The transcript is spliced from 5 exons. Gene Ontology annotation, biological process: fatty acid metabolic process. The record is from RefSeq and is a predicted model, not a curated record.